GUUGCAAGAAGACGAAUGCAAGGCGGGGAGAUGGUAGGAGAGAUGCAGGAACGGAAGAGGUCUCCAGAUCGAGCCCCCUCCAAGGAGCGGGAGAAGAAGCGCUCACGUUCCCGGGACCGUGACAGGAAACGGUCGACCUCCAAGGAGCGCAAACGGCACCGGUCACGGGAGAGGAAGCGUUCUCGCUCCAAGAGUGGCGAGCGGGAGGCGGACCGGGAGCGACACCAUGGCAAGGACAAGGAGCGAGACCGAGACAGGUCCAAGAAGGAGAGAGAACGUGAUGGACACCGUAAGGCCAGGAAGCGAUCAAGGAGCCCCUCGCCUGGAAGGCUAAAGGAUGGGAAGGUGAAGAUCAAGAAGGAGGAGGAAGAGGAAGAUCCAAAGAAGAACAAGGCACAGCCGCUGUCCCUCGAGGAGCUGCUAGCAAAGAAGAAGGCAGCAGAAGUGGCGGAGUCCAAGAGGACCCCCAGGAGAGUGAGAGGCGGGAGCGUCGUGAGAGGAUGGAGCGGGAGAACCAAGGGAACGAUGAGGAAGGCGGGCGUCUGAAGAUGCGUGAGGAGAAGGACAAGACCAAAGAACUGCAAGCCAUCAAGGUCCUGCACACCCCAAAUUGUGG
This is a messenger RNA of Hypanus sabinus (Atlantic stingray), 616 nucleotides long. RefSeq names its product probable ATP-dependent RNA helicase DDX23. NCBI's taxonomy places the organism in Eukaryota, Metazoa, Chordata, Chondrichthyes, Myliobatiformes, Dasyatidae. The transcript is spliced from 6 exons. The coding region runs from base 16 to 546 and encodes 176 amino acids. The record is from RefSeq and is a predicted model, not a curated record.